Molecule: messenger RNA, 1868 nt
Organism: Bactrocera oleae (olive fruit fly)
Lineage: Eukaryota; Metazoa; Arthropoda; Insecta; Diptera; Tephritidae
Source: RefSeq, a predicted model, not a curated record
UACUCGAUGCAUUGCUGUUGUCAUCACCAUAUAACACGUAUUGUGCGGUUUGCAACUUAUGCGAGAAAUUACUGUUUUCAUUAAAGAAUAAUCAUUAUACUUUGCAUUCCGUGGAAAAAAUUAUUUGGGAAAAGUGGCGGCUUUGUAAGCCCAUAUUUAAACAAUUAAAGUGAAAGAUAAAAAUUGUUAAGGUGAAUGUGCAAUUUGUCUUUUCGUGCACCUAAUUAAGUAAAAACCCGAUUAUUAUUGGAAAGGCGAUGAAAUUUUGGAUUUUUCUAUACAAAAUUGUUAACGAUGAACGAGUCAUCGCAAUGAUGGAGGUGUUUGUGGAUGCUAGAGUAGUUAAAAGCAACAGGGGAAUUGAGAUGGACUAUUGGUGCAGCGCCAUGAAAAUUUUUUUUGUAAUGACAGUUUACAAGCAUACAACCAGUUGUAAGAAAGGGACGAAUAAUGCGCCACAAACGAUAAAAACAAUGUGGGUGCUAAAGGUUGCAGUGUAUGUUAGAGAAAGAUGGCAUGUUGUGUUGGGUGGGUGACAUUUGCUUAGCUGGGUAUUUCAGUGCUGCCAAAUCUGAGUGUUCGAAAGAAAGUGCAUUUUUCAAUUUGCUGUUCGCGAAAUCUGUAAAAACGUAAAAUCGCUGCAAAGGCAAAGUCAAAGUAAUAAUUUGUGUUAAAUUAUGAAGAAAAACUAAUACAGGAAUCGACACCCCAAAACAACACCUGACAACAUCGGCCGUCCCUUUUGCGUAAAGGUUUGAACGAACUGCAGCUGCAAAUCUAAUUACAAUCCAAACAUUCGCACCGAAACGAACAAAUAAUUACAACAAUACAAAGAAAUACUAUUAAAGAAAACAAAAAGAAAGAAAAACAACAAUAAUAAUAAUAAUCAACUGCGACAACAACAACAUACAAUAUUAGGCGCAAGUUAUAAAGUUAUAACACAAAAAUUUGUGACUACAGCAACGUGGGAAGCGGCAGUAAGCUCAUAGAAAUCGGUUGGCAAGUGAAGCAACAACACAACCAACACCAAAAAAGCAUACCAAUACAAAAGCAGCAAGAACAACAGCAACAAGAUGGCAACAACUGCACGUAGCGGUGGCAAUGCCAGUGGCAGCACAGCUCAGCGCCCCAACGGUACACAGCAAAAUAAGAAUUGCCAAUUUAAAUUGGUGCUAUUGGGCGAAUCGGCGGUGGGCAAAUCAUCGCUGGUGCUACGUUUCGUUAAAGGGCAAUUUCACGAAUAUCAAGAGAGUACGAUAGGCGCUGCAUUUCUAACACAAACCAUCUGCAUAGAGGAUACGGUGGUAAAAUUUGAAAUUUGGGAUACGGCCGGUCAAGAACGAUAUCACAGCUUAGCUCCUAUGUACUAUCGUGGUGCCCAAGCCGCCAUUGUAGUGUACGAUAUACAAAAUCAAGACAGUUUUCAGCGUGCAAAAACCUGGGUCAAGGAACUGCAUAAACAAGCAUCGCCGAACAUUGUUAUUGCCCUGGCUGGCAAUAAAGCGGAUUUAUCAAAUAUACGUGUUGUAGAAUACGAAGAAGCAAAGCAAUAUGCCGAAGAGAACGGUCUACUCUUUAUGGAAACCUCGGCAAAAACGGGAAUGAAUGUGAAUGAUAUAUUCUUAGCAAUUGCUAAGAAAUUACCUAAAAACGAUGGAGCACACAAUCAAGGCGCUCCUGUGGGUAGAAGGCUGAAUGAAAAUGAAAAUAACCGACAAACAAACAAUUGCUGCAAGUGAUGUCCUUUUGUAGAUAUUUACUAUUAUCUACUUGCAGAAAAUGAAAUUUCCAAUGAGAGAUUUGAAAAAUUUAUGCUGAUAAUUAUAAAUAAAAAAAUAAAUAUAUAAAUUACAUAAAAAACAAGAAAC